Messenger RNA from Ascoidea rubescens DSM 1968, 1434 nucleotides. RefSeq names its product Mgr1p (gene MGR1). The transcript has a single exon. The coding region runs from base 1 to 1434 and encodes 477 amino acids. Gene Ontology annotation, cellular component: mitochondrial inner membrane. Lineage: Eukaryota; Fungi; Ascomycota; Saccharomycetes; Ascoideales; Ascoideaceae. The record is from RefSeq and is a predicted model, not a curated record.
AUGGGGUUGAAUGCAAUUUUCACUCUGUUCUUCAACAAUGUCGUUGAUAGUGGUGCUUCACUUGUUGGUCUUCCUCUAAAUUCUAAUAUAGAUUCUGCUUCCAAUCCAAACUCCAAUUCUAAUUCCAAUUCAAACUCAAAUCCAGACUCUGCCUCAAACUCUGCCUCAAACUCUCAAAAUGCUGCCAACCAUCUGGAAACUCAUCGCAAAAUGUAUUCAAGACCUUCACUAGGCCUCUUCCUAUUCGGUCCUUUAGUUCCAGCUCCUGAUUGCAAAAAUUGCAUUUUAUUUCUAUCCUCUUUACAAUCUUUAAUCGGUCUAGGUUUUAUAACAAUUGGUAGAAAUUUAUAUAAAAAAAACUUAGUAAUUAAUAAUUACCAAAAAAGGUUCUUUCCAAGACUAAUUAAAUACACAAAUUAUCUGGUUGGUUCUUCUUUAAUCUUGUUGUCGUCUCUAGAAUAUUAUAGAACUUUUAUAUCCUCCUACGAUGCUUACAUUGAAGACUUUAAAAAUUAUAGAGCUCGCUGUUUAAAAUUAAAUUCUCUCAUAAGUAACGAUAUCAAUCACCCAAAUUACGAAAUCUUCAACUCUUGGUUUGGUCCUUUAAGUUAUAAACCAAUUCCAUUUGACGAAUAUCUACUUCGAAUGGAAAAUUGGAUGAAUGUAUCAAACUACAUCUUGCAAGCAAACCGGAAAAAGAUCAUCCCAAUUUUGUUCCCAAAAGUCCUAGAUAAUCAAAUCAUCAAAAUUCCUGAAGGUGAAGACAUUUACUCAAAUUCCUUCUUAAAAGAAAGAAUCAAUCUUUUAAAAACCCAUAUAAACUCAAAUGAUAAAAAAAGUUUGAAUAUCUUCAACCUAACUAAUAGCAUCCUACUAAAUUUUCCCUUGGGUGUUUGGACUUCUUAUUCGGCUUUUUUAAAUAAUCCAAUUGAUAACUAUUAUAACCUAAAACUCAUAAACAAUAAUUUUUAUAAACUGUUUCUCGAUCAGCCAUUGACCUAUAUAAAUAACCAUCCGACUGUUAAAGAAAUCCAUCAACUCCAUAAUGAAUUAAUCGACAGAGAACCUUUGGAAUUUAAUGAAAAAAUCAUUGAAUUAUUGAAAAAUAACUUUGAUACUUUUUGGGAAAUUCAUAAACCUUCUGAUGAAUUAUUAGACGAAAUAUCAUAUAAAGUGCGAUUAAUUCCAAGAUCUCCAGUUUAUAAUUAUGUAAACAACCCAACCGAUGAAAAUGGCAAUAAAUCCCAUUCCGAAAAUUCAAUAGAACUUAAUAAUAAUAAUAAUAAUAAUAAUCAUAAUAAUAAUAAUCAUAAUUAUAAAAAUGAAAUAAAUGCAAAAAUCAUAGAAAUAAUAGAUAAUAAGGAUCAAGAUCAAAACCAAGAUCAAAAUCAAGAUCAAAAUCAAGAUCAAAACCAGGAUGAAAAUCAAGAAUAA